Acipenser ruthenus (sterlet) is the source of this 7115-nucleotide messenger RNA. RefSeq names its product RING finger protein 44-like. The transcript is spliced from 11 exons. The record is from RefSeq and is a predicted model, not a curated record. Bases 1111 to 2559 code for a protein of 482 amino acids. Lineage: Eukaryota; Metazoa; Chordata; Actinopteri; Acipenseriformes; Acipenseridae.
UGGGGUCUGUGUUGAUGUGUGUCAGUCAGGGUGCUGUGGAUAGUGUGUGCUGGACAGGACUCGGGUCUGUGUUGAUGUGUGUCAGUCAGGGUGCUGUGGAUAGUGUGUGCUGGACAGGACUGGGGUCUGUGUUGAUGUGUGUCAGUAAGGGUGCUGUGGAUAGUGUGUGCUGGACAGGACUGGGGUCUGUGUUGAUGUGUGUCAGUCAGGGUGCUGUGGAUAGUGUGUGCUGGACAGGACUGGGGUCUGUGUUGAUGUGUGUCAGUCAGGGUGCUGUGGAUAGUGUGUGCUGGACAGGACUGGGGUCUGUGUUGAUGUGUGUCAGUCAGGGUGCUGUGGAUAGUGUGUGCAGGACAGGACUGGGGUCUGUGUUGGUGUGUGUCAGUCAGGGUGCUGUGGAUAGUGUGUGCUGGACAGGACUGGGGUCUGUGUUGGUGUGUGUCAGUCAGGGUGCUGUGGGUAUUGUAGAUUUAUAUUACUGUUUUGGUUUAAUAAAUGCAAGCCCUUUCUUUAUCUCUGGUAAGCAAAACCACUUCGAUUUCUGCAGGUUUUAAAUGGCUGGGCGAAUUGGAAAUGGGACGUGUAUUUGAGGCAGGAAGGGUGGGAUGUUGUGGACGCGCGGGUAGGGGACUAGGACUGAGGGCGUGGCCUCGUCGUGGACGCGCAUUGCUACAUGCAUGUUCCUUUCGCUUCAGAGAGACGGGCACACGCGGAUUAGAAUGCUGAGAAUCAAAUAUUGUUGUUUGUUGGAUUCCAACAGUGGCAGUUCUUAAAGAGGCAGUUACAAAAAUAAUUCAAAAUCUGACACCAGAAUCCGGACUCUUUUUUAAAAGUGGUGUUGUUGUAGCACUUAAACAGUUCUGGUUACGAAAUAUACCGAACUGGAAAAAUAGAAGUUAGGGGAGAAAAACAAAGAAACAGGAAGAUCAGUGCGUGUUGCUAAUAAAUACCUGGAUGUGUAUUGUGGGCUACGAUACAAGAAAAGCAUGCACUUGCUACGAUAUUGACAGUAUCGCAGAUCUGCAGAAGUUAUUGUGAAAUAUUGUAAUCACUUCUGCGAGAUAGGGAAAUACACCAAGCAGGCGUCAUUCGGGAGAGGUCGUAUCAUACAUGCAUCUUUGCAUUCAGCACUGUUUUGACGAGUUGAGUGAAGACAAUCCCAGGUCGAGACACAAGUGCCUCCAGCACGCUGUACCCCCGCUGCAGAGCUUGACUUGCCCCCCGACGUCACCAAUGCGACCAUGGGAAAUCACGGUGAAUAGGCGGCCACCCACUGCCCCCUUCAAUCAGAGGAGAUUCCCAGGGGAGCCCUGCAAUAUCCCAGCGCAUCUCAGGAGGAGCCCUCCAGUGAGACGGCAGUGGGGGCGGCGAGACAGACCCUUGUUGCACAGCUCUUUGCAUCAGGAUGAGAAUUUCCACCACGCGCUGUUCACGCAGCAUCAGCAGCAGCUCUCUUUAGAUGAGUCAAGACCGUACAGUCACACCAGCGUACCGCCACGAAUGCUGCACCCUGCCGCACACCCGCCUCAGCAGAACCCCAUCAUGGUGGAGCUUCACGAGCAGAUGCAUCAGGGGCCAGUCCCGAUUUCAUACACGGUUACCACGGUGACGACCCACGGUUUCCCAAUCCAUGCCGGCCAGCCUAUCCCAGGGUGCAGCACUCAGCAGCUCCCAGCAUGCUCGGUAAUGUUGAGCAGACAGCUCUCUCUGCUCUGCUGUCUUCUUCCUCCUCCCCUGAUCCAAGCCUGCACAAUGCAGCACUUGCCAGUAUCUUACCAAGCCUUUCCGCCUCUGAUCUCCAGCGAACAUUUUAUACUGCACCCUCCUCCGUCUGUGCCGGCACACCAACCGCCUCACCUCGCUCCCCUGAGCCAGUUCGUCCCUCUGCAGCCACAGCACCCCCGCAUGCCUUUGCAGAGGGUAGAGAACGACGUGGAGAUGAGAGGGGACCAGCACCCUGUGGGGGGGUUCUCCUACCCCCCUGCCCACCACCCACCAGCAAUGCCUCCGUCUGUGCCCCUCCAGUACCUCCCUCAUGACCCUCUUCACCAGGAGCUGCCCUUCGGAGUGCCAUAUCCUCACGUGCUGCCGAGGCGUGUGAGCGGGCAGAGGUACCGGCUACAGCAACCCCUGCCCCCUCCCCCACCCCCGCCACCGUACUAUCCCAGCUUCCUGCCGUACUUCCUCUCAAUGCUUCCGGUGCCUCCGACUGCAGUGGGACCCGCCAUCAGCCUGGACCUAGAUGUGGAUGACGUGGAGAUGGAAAACUAUGAGGCGUUGCUGAACCUCGCUGAGAGGCUGGGAGAGGCCAAACCUCGUGGACUCACCAAAGCCGAUAUAGAGCAGCUUCCGUCCUACAGGUUCAACCAGGAGAACCACCAGUCUGAACAAACUCUGUGUGUUGUGUGCUUUAGUGAUUUUGAGUCCAGGCAGCUGCUGCGAGUCUUGCCUUGCAACCACGAGUUUCACGCAAAGUGUGUUGACAAAUGGUUAAAGAGCAAUCGCACGUGUCCAAUCUGUCGAGCAGACGCUUCAGAAAUCCACAGAGAUGUUGAGUGAAACUUUUCUUUGUUUUAAUCAACAAGAAGCAGCACAAUAAAUGGAGACCGUUCUCUUGGAGAAACGGGAACCUACCGCCUACCCCUCCGUAUUCCCCCGAGCCUUUUCCUCUUGAACAAUAAGCAAUCUAGGAUCGUAUUUGGGGCUCUGUUUUACCUCCGCUGUGCAUCGUGUAAGUUUGAUGAAAGCUACUGCCUAGUAUAACCGCAUAGCCACCACGUUCUGGAGUUGUGUUGUGUGUACUUUUUGCGAUCGCCCUUGUGUUUCUGAUACUCCAAAGAUUUAACAUGUAAUACCUGUUCUUGUGUUUUAACUCUUUUGGUUUUAUUUGGUUUUCUAGUUGAUGCUAGAAUCAUUCCAAGUACUGCAACAGUGGGGGAGUGUGGGGGGUAAAAUGGUUGUGCAAUCAGCAGACUAGGAAAACAAGGUUAUUGUGGAAGAAAACUGGACCAUUCCACUGAGCUGGAGGGAGGCUUCACUGUCUGAGAUGCAUGUUUGUAAAGGUGAUGGGCAAAGUGACUUGUUAAUAAUGUAUGUUACGCAAUAAUGUAUUUGAUUUUGUUUUUUUAAUGAAUUGCUGAAUGCUAUCGUAAAAAGUACGACUUGCAGUGGUAAAAAGGUGCAGUAUCUUUUUAAGGCCUGAGGCAAGGUGUGCUUGAAAUGAAACUUCAAACAAAGAAGCCAUGAAAUAAUGUGGGUUGUGGAACAAACGCCACUGUUACUCCAGCAGGGGGCAUGGUUCCAGACUGACCGACUUGGCAACAGAAAAAGAAAGACAUGGGACAAGCUGCUGUUUUACACGCAGCAUUGCUGGGCUCUACUGAACAGUACAAACAGCCCUGGAUACUCGCCCCACCACAGCAGUACACAGUCAUCCAGCUGCAACUCCUUGUACCGUGGAUGGAAUCAAGGCAUGCUGGGAAUUGCAUGGACUGUUAACUUAGCCGAGCAAUAUGUAAAUGGCGAUCAAGUACUUCUUAAUCAAGCGGAUUACUAGGGUAACUGAGAGCAUGGUGUUGAUCUGCUUUCUGCCCAUCCCUGUAGAGACCUGUUAGAUUUGUUUUGUGAUUGACAGCUUCCAGUCUUGAAGGGGCUGCAUGGCACCCUGCAGAGUGUGCAGAUCAAUGGGACAUUUCUUCCCGACUUGGAGGAGGCCUGCUUUUCUUGUUUGUGAGCCAAAUAUUCAGUACACUCCUCUUUUUAUUUUCAGCUAUGCCUUUCAACACCUUGAGAAGCACAAACGCGUAUCACUGAAGUUUUAAAGAUCUAACAGUUCUUUCUCUGCCACCUUUCACCCUUUUUAUAUAGACGUGUUCGGUUGUUUUAAAGGGUUUUAUUUCUUGCUUGUAUCUUCUGGAAAAGUGAAGGGUUCUGGGAAGGAUAAGGUGGAAGCAAUACCAUGAGGUUGGCUGUUUGUUUCGAAAUCUCUGUCGGGUCUCGUACAAGAUGCAGCGUUUUUAAAAGACAGCUUGAAGAGUAUUACAUAACAAGACAUGUUUCACUUGCAUUGUCUUGUUUUGAAGACAGAAGAAUGUUUAAGCAAGCUGCGUAACCUGUGUUCACUAUUGGUGACAGUAAUGGGGUGAGUUCACAGUGCUAAUAUCAGUGAUAAUGUCGCUGGCUCUGCUGAGUAAUGCACUGGACUUUUCCCCUCUCAGCCCCUCUUGCUCGGAUCUUAAACACAAUGCUCUGGUGGUUCAGGAUAUAUUAAAUGGCUUUGAGAGUCCUUCGUGCAUAGGGAAUACCCAUUGUAGCACUGCCAUAGUGAACACUUGCUGGCAACUAGUCUUUAUACAAACAGUGGAGGCUUUCACCCCUUCAACUCUGGUUUGACUUGCUGGCAUAGGCUUGCCCUGGCAGGACUCCAGUGCCCUCAUCGUAGCUGUUAUCAAAAGCCAUUUGGAAUAGACUAUAUCCCACCACGUAGAAUAUGCCUCUCUAUACACAGAGCUAAUGAGGGGUAUGUGUGUGCAUAGAAACCUUUCUUAUUUGAAUAUGUUGUGAAUUGUGACAGAUUUCACUCAGGGGCUUUCCAAUUUAAGAAAAAUCAAAGGAAACAAAAACAAAUUUGAAAUCAAAAUGUUACCAUGAAGGGGAGAUACCUUGCUUUUUUAAAGAAUAUAUAUAUAUAUAUAUAUAUAUAUAUAUAGUGUAUUUUUGUUUUCUGCAGGCUCUACGUGGGGUUUUUAAUACAACCAGUUCAAUUUCCAUUCAGUUUUUUUUUUUUUUUUGCAGAGAGCAAUGGAUAUCACAUCUUUUUAAAGACAGGCAUGCAAGGAAAAAAAAAAAAAAAAGUAUAUAAAAUAUAUAUCUCUAUAAAAUAGGCAAUGUGUCACUGCGGCCCAUCAUCGAAGUGUGUGUUAAUCUACCUAUUAACGGUCUGUUUCUGUGUUCUUGUAUUUGAAUGAUAGACUAAUUUUUAUAUAUAUAUAUAUAUAUAUAUAUAUAUAUAUAUAUAUAUAUAUAUAUAUAUAUAUAUAUAUAUAUAUAUAUACACACACAUAUAUACACUGGUUGUGUUCCUAUUUUAAAUGUGUGCCUUUGCACACACUAUCCUACCUAAACCACUUCCAAACUUAUCAUAAAGGUGUUUGCAUGAUUUUAAAUAAAUAAAUAAAUAAAAAAUAAAGUGUAAUUUGAGUGAAAGCUAUCUAGAAAGGGGCACUGUUUAAAUGUGCACAAUAUGCAUGCAUGUCUGCCAGAUAUGGAAUGCUUUCUAGCUAGCUCUAGUUGGCUGUGGGUUUUAGGGAGGGGAGGGGAGGGGAGGGGAGGGGACUUUGUGCUCAGCUGAUACCUGCCAUGCACUGUACUGCACACAUUCGUAAUACACUUGAAAGACUGCAAGAUUUUAUUUUAUUUAUUUGUAGUUUCAAAAUCCAAAGGCGCUCUCUCUCACACACACAGUAUAAGGCUCUCUUAUUUAAAUCUGACUUGAGAAAUAAUUUAGAUUUGAUUGCCUGGUGCAGUUAUACCCCAGUGACUCUAGGCGGCGCUGUUGGAAACAGACAUUUGAAAGCCAUACAGUAAUCCGGUGCUAGAUGCUAUAUUUUUAGGAUGUUGCUAUAUUCACUUUAAACGGAAUGCAAUAGUUUAUUUUGGAUCCAUCAAGUAUUAACAGAAUUCAGAGCAAAUGCACAACAGCGCCAUCUACUGCCAUCUCCAAUUAAAAUGAAUUAAAGUAAAUUUCAUAGUUAUUUAGAGACCCCCUAGUAGUGAAUGAAUGUUAUUUAAAAACUCCUCUGCAACUGCAGUUCUUUUUUUUAAUCAAGUCUUGGAGCUAAAUGCCAAACCUGAUUUAAAAUGCGCUUGAUGGGGCUCUUUCACUGCUUAUUUGGAAAAUAAACACGACUCUAAUAAUCUUGUUAGUGUUCAGAUUUGUCUGUUAAUCCUUCAGGUCUCAUCUGCUAAAUCCAUUUAAUUUGUAUUUCCUGUAUUCUGUUCAUUAAUACCUGAGCUUCUUGUUUUAUUAUUGUAUGAUGCUGAGAUCCUCUUUUGAACCAUGUAGGUCAUUUUUUUUUAUUUCACAGUAAAAACGUUCCUGUUAAUUCUUCUUCCACAGAAAUGAAAUGAAUGCCCAUUUUGGGGGUUGGCAUUUCCAUGCCCAAGAUGUCUUAAUUUCUUUUUGAGUUCUCUGCUGUUUUUAUUAGUAGCAUGUAUUAUAUUCAACUGUAAUUAGGAACAUCCUUCCUAAUUCUCUUAUUUAAUUGCCAGAAACAACAUGAAAGACUUCAAACUAAAAUCUGAUUUUUCUUGUAUUUUUCUUGAAAUCCUCAUUCAUCUUCGAGUCGCGAUGCAAAUGUUCAGCAUUGAAACCGUUGCUUCUGAGCAUGUCCAAUACUUUACUAAAACCAGUUCACUUAGUACCACGUGGUACUGAUGCAGCUUACAGUGUGGUCUUCAGAUUUCAGCAGGAAAAAACAGAAUCUUGUAGUCUUUUAGUAAUCCAAUUAAUAAAGAAAUCUCACAGCUUGUGUGGUGCGAAAUGUAUUCCAAUAAGCAGCUAAAAUUCUUUAGGACUUGUGAUUUGUUGAUUGCUCUGUAGAUGCCACUGAUUGUUUACCGAUGGUUUUUGCUGUGGUGGGAUAGUGGAUUGUUUACUGUUAUAAUACACCCUGGUCCCUAGGGGGAGCUAGUCUGGUGUGCAGGCAGCUCCCUUGAAGGGUGUCAGGGUAUGUGUUCUGUGUUAGGAAGAUAUUUUUGCUUUGGUACUUGCACAUUUACAGUUACCUCAUUUUUGCCAUGUUUGUAUUUGAAAAAAAAAAAAUGCUAAUAUAUAUAUAUAUAUAUAUAUAUAUAUAUAUAGGAAAAUGGUUUUUAAUGCUAUAUAUUUUUUCCAUUCCAUUAGAAUCAUAUUGUUUGUAGCAUUUAACAUUUAACUAGUUAUACUGUAUUAUAUAUAUACAUCUGUAUACCGAUUUGAAAUUUUUAAGAUUUGUACUUUUUUUAAAUGAAAGUUGCUAGUUCUGCUUUACCGAGUAGUGCAAUCAUAUUUUUUUUAAUUGUUGUGGCUGAUUUGAAAGGGUUGUUCACUAAUAAAUGUAUGAUGUAUACCAGUA